Messenger RNA from Penicillium salamii, 828 nucleotides. NCBI's taxonomy places the organism in Eukaryota, Fungi, Ascomycota, Eurotiomycetes, Eurotiales, Aspergillaceae. The record is from the annotation of a GenBank genome assembly.
AUGACGAGCUAUACGGUUAUCACUGGAGUCCAUAAAGCUAUUCAGUUCUGCGCCCCCGAAGCUGCUCUUGAUAUGAAGGUCAUGGCACUAGCGAAAAGCAUGUAUAAGAAUUUCGCCUCUGGCUGUGAGAAACGCGACUCGUUGGGCCAUCUUAUCGUGUGUGAAAUGGACGUUGUGGCAGGUGUUGCUUUCUCUAUAGCCCAACGCGAGAUUUGCGCCAUCAACAAAUACAGCCUUCUUGAGAGGACUGUGCAGGAUCUUGCCAAAUUUUUCGCGUCCAGCUGGACCAGCGGAAUUGACAUGACCCCAUGGAUAGACACAGCUGUCACUUCUGCUGAGCUUUCCCGGAGGUUGGAGACUCUUGCUGAGGCUCUUCCCGAGCGCUUUCGUUCCAAGCUGAUUGAAGUCCGCGAUCAACUACCGCUGCUCUUUGCCCCAGACUACCCGCAGGUGCUGAACCAUGCUGACCCAUGGGAAAUGAAUAUCCAUGUCAGCCCAAGCACAAGAGCCAUCACUGGCAUGGUCGACUGGCGUGAUGCUGCAGUUGGUCCUUUUGGGUUGUCAUUUUGGGGCCUUGAGACCCUGCUAGGAACCUUUGGUGCAGAUGGCUGGCACUUUCAUGCCCGCCACCUCGACUUACGGAGGACAUUUUGGGAGACUCUCUACGCUACCGCAGGCAUUGCCAUGGAGUCCCAAAAGCAGGCAGUCAGGGUUGGAAGGAUUGUUGGCAUCUUCCAGGCGUACGGUCUCAGUAAAGGGGUGCCCGUGGAGACAGGAAACCUGAGUCUUUCGGCUCUUGAGGAAGUCUUGUCCGUAACUGAAAGCUGA